Molecule: messenger RNA, 1785 nt
Organism: Somion occarium
Lineage: Eukaryota; Fungi; Basidiomycota; Agaricomycetes; Polyporales; Cerrenaceae
Source: the annotation of a GenBank genome assembly
GUCGUGCGCGGCUAUUGAACACCAUAUUCCCCGAGUUUUCAAAGUGACCGUCGUACGACCGGUCGCUGUCGCUCUCUUCCACCGUCAGGUAUGGCCACAAGAGUAUCCACCACCACCCAGUCUGACGGGCUGCGGCAACGGGCUGUCAAUGGAAACUCGAAUGGAAUUGCUAAUAAGAUUGUGGCCCCAACAGAUGAGGGCAAAAAGUCUGAUCAACGUCUUGACCAACAUGUCGAAUAUGAGUUUGGCGGACCUUGGGGUGUCGUUGCCAUCAUGACUGGCUUCCCGAUUCUCAUGUAUUACCUCUGGAUUUGCUUGGUAUUCUAUGACGGUCAUCUAGUGUUUCCAAAGUCCACGGACGAUAUCGGUCCCUUUUUGACGCGUAUGUGGGAGCAUGUUAGCGUGGAUGCAAGCCCCAACCUAUACGCUUGGAAAGUCUAUACAGGUCUGAUUGUCUAUCAGCUCUUCCUUGCAUGGAUCGUUCCUGGCUUCAUGCAAGAAGGGCUUCCUGUACCUUCACUGGGUUAUAAGACCUUGAUGUACAAGUGCAACGCCGUCGGUUGCAUCUACAUCACCUGGAUUACUGCUGCAGUCUUGCACUAUACUGGCAUAUUCCGACUUACCGAGAUUAUUGACAAUUUCGGUCACCUCAUGACUGUCGCGAUGAUCUACGGCUUUGGUGUCUCCUUUGGCAUGUACUUCCUUUCUAUCGCCACCGGAAACCAGAUACGAAUGUCAGGCAAUUUCAUUUACGAUGUCUUCAUGGGUGCCUGUCUCAACCCUCGUCUGGGCCCCAUUGAUCUCAAAAUGUGGUUGGAAGUUCGCAUUCCUUGGGUGAUCGUCUUCUUCAUGGCCAUCUCCGGUGCUUGCAAACAGUAUGAAUUGUAUGGCUACGUCACUCCCAAUAUGGCUUUCAUGUGCUUGGCUACCUGGCUUUACCUCAACGCAUGUGGAAAGGGUGAAGAAUGCAUCCCUCAGACUUGGGACAUGUUCCAUGAGAAGUGGGGUUUCCUGGUAAUCUUCUGGAACUUUGCCGGAGUACCUUUCUCCUAUAUCUACUCUGUGGUCUACAUGGCGUCUCACGAUCCCUCCAAGUACCGCUUCUCCACCACAACCUACGUUGCGCUAUAUGCCACCCUCCUUACUUCAUACUACAUCAGUUGGGAUACGGCCAUGUCGCAGAAGAGUCGCUUCAAGAUGCAGACCCAGGGUAUCUUCACAUACCGCAAGACAUUCCCUCAGUUGCCCGGUGGUACGGUUGAGAACCCUCGUUAUAUCCAGACUGCUCAUGGUAACCGCCUUUUGGUCGAUGGGUGGUGGAGGUACUCUCGCAAGCCUAACUACGUCGCGGAUUGGAUCAUGAGUUUGACCUGGGGUCUUUGCAUUGGCGCUGCGACGCCGAUUCCCUACUUCUAUUCCGUCUUCUUCAUUGUUGUCCUCAUUCAUCGUUGUGGACGUGACUUCGAAAGAUGUGCCCUCAAAUACGGGAAGGACUGGGAUCGCUACUGCGAAAUCGUCAAGUACAAGUUCAUUCCAUACGUCUACUAGAGUACGAGCCGGAUAUACCCCAGACCAAACUGGCGAUAUCCUUCAAGACCCCCAUUCUCUUACGAACUUGCUUUUAGAUACCCCGAUCUGCUUAAUACUGCUUUCCGAUAUGGCAUUACAUACUGGGAUUAUCAUAGAUAUCUAAUGCAAUGCUACAGUAAUGAUACAUGAAUCGAUCCAUCCGGAGGACAGCGUCAUUCCUUCCAAAAAUUAAAAUAAAUACCAAAGUCAUGAGAG